Molecule: messenger RNA, 3226 nt
Organism: Magallana angulata
Lineage: Eukaryota; Metazoa; Mollusca; Bivalvia; Ostreida; Ostreidae
Product: protein Wnt-9a-like
Exons: 4
Coding region: 1212-2312 (366 amino acids)
Biological process (GO): canonical Wnt signaling pathway; neuron differentiation; cell fate commitment
Cellular component (GO): extracellular region
Molecular function (GO): cytokine activity; frizzled binding
Source: RefSeq, a predicted model, not a curated record
UUUUGGGGACAAUAUAGACAUGACAUAAUGCGGUUAUGCUAUCUCCCCCCAACAUAUUUAUCAUAGCUUUCUUAACUGUCCUCGCAUUGUGUUGAAAGGACUAUCGUAGAAGGGGGUUGUUCUAUUAUUUUGUCCAGUGAGCGUCUAGGACCAUUUCGGAAUUUUGUAGGGGAAUUGAAAUCGCUACAUCUAAGAUCUAUUAAUUUAUUUUAUCGUUGAUUUAUGGAUUAAAGUGGUUGAUAUCUGUCACGAAAAUCGGAUUAUUUUCCCUGUAAACGUGGAGGAACUACCCCUGCGCGGAGAUUAUCCCGCUGGGCAGUCUUGUCUUUAGGGUACAGGAGGUCACAAAAGAAGAGGAAAAUUGGCCCCCCAAAAGUGUUUUUUUUCUAAAUCAUUUUUUUGAGGGGCGUAAUAUAGGAAGAGAAUCACGAAUAUAUUUUUCUCGUACAUCGUGUACAAAUCUAUGUGUCAGUCAUAUGCCGAUUGCCGGAGGAAAGAGCCCGGUAUACGUAACUAGUGCGCAAGACACAUAGAUAAUGGUGAUACAUAAAUGAAAACACGUUGGGGAUUACGAAAAAUGCCUAUUCCUUCAAAUUCAAUCAAACCAACGACUUGUUAAAACGAUAUGUUUACUAGGGCCGAACGUAGAGCGACAAAGACAUUCUAACAGACGUUUGUUCUUAAAAGUGUACGAUUAUUAAGUACAUAGCAGUACAGUACAUGUACAUUUGUACACACCUCUCUGUUUUUAUCUAUGAGCAAUCGAAGGUGUCCAGCGUGGAGUAGCGUCAGGUUAAUGCGCGAAACUUCUGCAUAAUUUUUUUUCUGCCAGUGUGUUAGUACCUUUUGGCGCGCGUGGCAUCCCUCAGAACUUAUCGUCUGCGAAUGACAAUAUUGCAGGAUGCUGAACGUGCCUACAGAAGAAGACCAGUGGUCGCGCGUCAUAUAAUUGCACAAUUAGCUAAUUGGUAGUUUAAAUUUCAUCGGUUGUAAUUCUGUGUGGAAAUUCGUGGAUUCCAGUUUGUAUUUUACAUUGUGAUUCUUCCUAAGGACAUCUGAUUCUUAUCGGAGUACUUUUAAGGAUAAAAACUUGGUGCUGAUUUGUUAAAAUCCGAAAUUGGUCAAUUUCUAGAAGGAGUUAAAAGGAAUUGCCUGGAACAUGAAUGAACAUUCGGACUUUUUCUUCGAAAAAAGAUGCAUGCACGUGAAAAAUGCCAAAUUUUAAGCCCAUAACAUUAGGGAUCAUCAGUUUCGUACUCUUUGGAAUUUCCUCGUCCGUCGCUUACUUUGGGUUGACAUCGACUGAAGUGUUAACUCUAACUUUGGAUAACCCGGCCUUUCGAGACAAUCGUAUCCCCGAGGUCUCUCGAACUUUUUCACCCUCCAAGUUAUGUGAAAUGAUGAAGCUUUACCGCAAACAAAAGAAAAUGUGUCGAAGGGGACGAGGAACUGCGCAUGCGCUGAUGGAAGCGAUAAGGACUUCCGUUCUGGAAUGCCAGUAUCAGUUUAAGGACGAAAGAUGGAACUGUUCGUUAGAAGAGCCUUACAGACAAAAUAUACUGAAAAAAGGGUUCAAAGAGACGUCAUUCCUUUACGCAGUAUCGUCUGCAAGUUUAGUUCACACUUUUGCCAGAGGGUGCCGGAGUGGACAGAUUGACAGGUGCACAUGCGACGAGUCCAAGCAUCUGAACAACGUUGAAGCAUGGAAGUGGGGAGGAUGCGGCGAUAAUAUUAAAUUCGCCCUCAAGUUUACCAGACGAUUUCUUCGCCGCGCAAAGACGCUUGGUAAAGAUGUAACAGCCAAAGUUAACCAACACAACAGUAGGGUUGGAAUAAAGGUUGUGAAAGGUCACGUGAAAACCAAAUGUAAAUGUCAUGGAGUAUCUGGAACCUGCACAGUCAAGACUUGUUGGCGCCAGUUAGCUCCCUUUCACGAAAUCGGACAAGUUUUAAAGCGGAGAUACGAAAAAGCAUACAAAGUGGAUACAAAUACAAACAAUGCUAAUGGCAAAUUUUCUUUAUCCAUAAGAAGAGAAGAAUCCAACACAGAUCCCCAAAAUUCCACACCUAAAUCUGUAGACAUGGUUUAUACAGAAAACUCUCCAAGCUUCUGUAGCAAAAGUAGUUAUUCCAUAGGAACGGCGGGUCGUGAAUGCAAUAAAAAUAAUACCUGUCAUUCAAUAUGCUGUGGGCGUGGCUAUAAUGUCAUGACCCGGAAGAAAUAUGAACGGUGUCAGUGUCAAGUGGUUUGGUGCUGUGAGUUUAAUUGCAAUAGGUGUCUGAUUGACCAAGAACUCUACACGUGCAAGUGAACAAAAAAGAGACACAUGACAACGGUGCAAGAUGUAUCUGACCUACAGAUUUCAUACAAAUUCAAACCUGUGAUAGUAUUCUUCAUGUUAUUAGUAAAUGUGCCUUUAUAUGAAGGAUAAUAUGAAUUUCUAUAUUUUAAUUAUUUGCAUCAUUAUCUGUUUCCUUGUAGAUAUCAGUAUUUUUAAUGCUGUAAAGCUAGAACUUUAAAUUUGAAUCUCAUUAUUGUGCAUGCUUUGCUGUAGAAUUUACAAACUUGCUUUCUUUAUCUUUUUACUAUUUAUAUUAUUUAUAUCAUUUAUCGAUCAUUUUGACUUAAAGUUCACACAUUAAUUUAUUAACGAUGCGUUAUAUUGUGAACUAAAUUUUGUUCAUUCGUUGAUCUUACAUAUGUCAUUGUAAAUUUCAUGUAUCUUUUUACUUAUCUAAUUUAAACUAAUAUGAAUUUUUACGAACAUGGCGAUGGUUCCUGCAUGGCCACAUUUUAUGAUAACCAUGUAUUCAAUCAAAAAUCAAUAAGUAAGGUUGAGUGUUUUCGUUCUCCCAAUAACACUUUUAUAAAACCGAAUACUAUAUAUGAACUAUAUUCAUUAUGCUUAAUACCAUUUGCUUUUAGAACGCCUAUUUCAAUAAAAAAAAAUAAUAAGUUUUUAAUACACUGAUAAUUCUUUUAAUAAAAAAGCUUUUGGAUACAUUGAUAAUUUGUUUUAUGACAAGCUAAUAAUCGAUUGUAAUUAUGAUGUUGGAAACAUUUGAUUUCAUAAUGGACCAUACCUAGUAAAGAUGUGUACAUAUAAAGUGUGUUAAAUUUAUCAGUUAAAUUAUGUCGUGAUUAUUUUUGAAUUGUGAGAGGCUGCUUUGGACAAAGUACAUUUGUACAGAUCAUCAACUAAUAAAAUUGUUCUAUUGUUUUUAA